Molecule: messenger RNA, 2546 nt
Organism: Vombatus ursinus (common wombat)
Lineage: Eukaryota; Metazoa; Chordata; Mammalia; Diprotodontia; Vombatidae
Gene: PNPLA1
Product: patatin like phospholipase domain containing 1
Exons: 10
Coding region: 608-2446 (612 amino acids)
Biological process (GO): lipid homeostasis; triglyceride catabolic process
Cellular component (GO): lipid droplet; membrane; cytoplasm
Molecular function (GO): triacylglycerol lipase activity
Source: RefSeq, a predicted model, not a curated record
ACCCUUUAACUCACUCCCUCACUCAGCAUCGCAGUAGCACCGUGCUAAGAAGGGAGACACCCACCAGCAGAUAACCAUCGCCUGGUUUUGCAACAGGCUGAACAUCUGAGCUAGCAGAGGCACUAGUGAGUGGCAGGUCUCUGAGGAUGGUUGAACUUGGGGAGCCUUGAGCUGCUCCCCUAGUGGGGAUCGCAAGGGAUCUCCUACCAGUGCCCCCCACUUCCACCCAUACCACGUGGGCCAGGGCUCAAACCCCCGAGAAAAUGGGCUCGGGAGGGAGCUGACAAUUCAAUUAAAUCAGGCGCUGGGAUCGUGCAACCGGGACGCCGCCUGCACUGGCUCGACAGGGAUUCCUGCUUCCCCAGCCAGAAGCCUGUGGUUUCAGGUACCACAGUCUUUGUAGCUGUUGCUUUUAGACCGAAAUUAACUCAGGCCGAGCAGGCCCGGGCAGUGCAGAGCCAGGCGUCCGGCCGAGAUCAGGCGCCUCGUCCGCUCCGGGGAGGCCCCGGCUUGUCCCGACAGGAGGAGGCAAGUGAGGGACUCUAGGAAGGCAAGCGCUCGAGGCUGAUUGCUCCCCCUCGAGGGAGGCCCACCCACAGCCGCAAAGAUGAUGGAACAGGUCUUUAAGGGGGACCCGGAUACCCCGCACUCCAUCUCCUUCUCGGGCAGCGGGUUUCUCUGCUACUAUCAGGUGGGGGCAGUGGAUGCUUUCCGAGACCUGGCGCCUCGCAUGUUGGAUACGGCUCAUCGCGUGGUCGGGACGUCAGCCGGCUCCGUGGUGGCUGCCCUGACCGUGUGCGGCAUUGGCAUGAAUGAGUAUCUCAAAGUCUUAAAUGCUGGUGUGGCCGAGGUCAGGAAAUCCUUUCUGGGACCAUUUUCCCCUUCCUGCAAGAUGGUCCAGAUGAUGAAGCAGUUUCUGUACCGAGUCCUGCCUGAGGAUUCCUACAAGUUGGCGACAGGAAGGCUCCAUGUGGCCCUCACACGGGUGACAGAUGGGGAGAACGUGGUGGUGUCUGAAUUUACUUCCAAGGAAGAGCUUAUUGAGGCACUCUACUGCAGCUGCUUCAUACCGGUAUACUGCGGCCUCAUUCCACCAACUUACCGGGGUGUGAGGUAUAUUGAUGGAGGUUUCACUGGAAUGCAGCCAUGCUCCUACUGGACAGACUCAAUUACCAUCUCAGCUUUCAGUGGCCAGCAAGACAUUUGCCCCAGGGACUGCCCAGCUAUCUUCCAUGACUUCCAGUUAUUCAACUGUACCUUCCAGUUCUCCUUGGAGAAUAUUACCCGGAUGACCCAUGCGCUCUUUCCUCCAGACCUAAUGGCCCUGCAUGAAUACUACUACCGAGGAUAUCAGGACACAGUUUUAUACUUGAAGAGGCUAAAUGGUGUCUACCUCGAGUCUCCCAUCAAGAAUUUAAUGUUCCCCCGGGUGGAAGUGUUCUGCUUUGGAAGUCUGUCCCAAUGCAGGGAAUGGAAAGGGACUGAUGAGCAGAACCCAGAGACGACACAAGCCAGCUUGUCAGAGCUCUCGAGCCACACUCUGAAUGAGGCCACCAAGGGGACUGUGAAGGACGAUGAUGGUCCACCUGAUUCCUCUGCUGGGCAGGCACCUGAAUCUGUCCCUGCCCAGUUCCCUCUGUCACCAGCCAUGCAGCCGGCUACAGUGUCAAUUCCAUCACUCACAGAGUCACCUGUGCGGUCUCCUGUCUCACCUGUGGGGCUCCCUCUGCCAUCACCAUCUCAACAGUCACCCAUAUCACCGUUUGUUCAAUCAAUGGCACAACCACUUCCAUCACUCAGGCAGUCAUCCAUGCAUCUCUGCUCUGUGCAGUCACCCUCCUCACCUACAGAACUUCCUUUCCCAUCUCUACCCACGCAGUCACCUCUAUCAUCUUUUGCACAAUCGCCUAUCUCACCCCCAGGACAAUCACCAGUAUCAACACCUGUGCAGUCGCUUCCUUCACUCACAGUGCCAUCACCAACGGUAUCCCCCACGUCCCCAGCUGCAUCAUAUCCUCCAUCAGUACCCCUGCAUUCACCUUCAGCGUCUCCUGUGCAGGCAUCAUCCAUGGAGGCUGAUGCCACACCCCAGUUCCAAGCUUUACCUAAGACUUCAAAUAAGAAAAUCACUGUAUUUCUGGUGAACGUGAAGGAAGAGGUCUCCAAUCCCUUUGUGAAGGGCCACACUGUGGAUGACACACAUUGGGUGAAUAAGUUAUUUGGAAGGAACAACCAUGACACAAAUGGUACCAGGAGAGACUUCUCAAGACCCCGAAAAUGCAAUCUAGCAAGGAGAAAAGAGCGGCCUUCCCCCUGCCUCUUCAACUCAUCUCUACUUCCCAAUUCUGGGACAGUUUGGGUGUCCUACCGGCCUCAUCCCAUUGCCGCGUGUCAGACAUAUGAUGACCCUCAGGUAUCUACACACCUCGACAGGGACCAGAAGUAGCCUCCAUGUGACUUUGUGGGGAGCUUUCUCCUGCCUCCUGUGGUAUUCCAGUUUGACCACAACUCACUCCUCUCCCAUGGCUGUCCUGUUGGUUAUGGAA